Myotis daubentonii (Daubenton's bat) is the source of this 1293-nucleotide messenger RNA. Its product is annotated as putative protein FAM47C. The coding region runs from base 1 to 1293 and encodes 430 amino acids. The transcript is spliced from 2 exons. NCBI's taxonomy places the organism in Eukaryota, Metazoa, Chordata, Mammalia, Chiroptera, Vespertilionidae. The record is from RefSeq and is a predicted model, not a curated record.
AUGGAGAUUCCCCGCCCUCCGCCCAAAAAGAUUCACAGGCAGCCGCCCACGGGAGCGGACCUGUGUUCCAAGCUCUCGCCAGCCCAGCGAGCACGGAAGGCCUUUGUAGAGAACAUUGAAGCCAGCCUGACCCAGCAGUCCCUGUCGAACUGCCCGAAUCUGGAGGAAGCUCUAACUCCAGACCUCCUCCUCAAGGUCCUGGAAGUGCUAGAUCCUGACAGGAAGCUGGAGGACACGUGGGCGUAUUGUGAGGGCACCAAGGAAAAAAAGAAGACCCCCACACACCUGUGUGAAGAAUAUCCUGAGGAGGUCAACCGGGAACCUCCCCAGGCAGCGAACCUGGAGCCUCCCCAGGCAGUGAACCUGGAGCCUCCACAGGCAGUGAACCUGGAGCCUCCACAGGCAGUGAAACUGGAGCCUCCCCAGGCAGUCCAACCUGAAUCUCCCUGGAAGCUCAACCUGGAACCUCCCGAGGAGGACAACCCGGAACCUGAAGACCAAACCCACGUGGAAACGGCCAAGGAGAGUCUCCAGUCAUAUUUAUUCAGUUUGUUUCCUGAGGAAGAGACAAAUGCAAAAUGCACAACGGAUAUUCCCAAAGAUCUUGGGCUCCAAAAAUCAAGAAGAAGAAUUCGUGAAUUCUGCAGAUGGAUCGAUGAUAAUUUUGGGGACAUAGGCAUUGAUGAAGAGGACCUCAUGAAACAGUUUGAGGUUGACUUAGAGGUCCCACUCACCCAUAAUACAGUCAAAAUAAAGAAAAUAAGCCAGCUUCCUUUGAAUAUAAGGCCUUGCAAACAGCUAGAUGACAUACAGCAGAGAAAAUUCUCCCUGCAGGAAGGUAACUGGCAAAGGAAACUCCGAAAGCCGGAAGACCCUCAUAAACCCAAACGGGAGAAGAUAAGGUAUGGAGCAUGGUAUCUGGACCCCAAAUCCUGGAAAAAGCUGGUCAAUGACCAGCCUUUGCCUGACCCUAAAGUCGUCCCUGACAAGGAACAUUUGACCGAUGGAAGGCAUCUUGAACCAGACAUUAUUGAUGAACUUUAUGGACCAAUUGCCUUCAAAGAUUUCAUUGUAAGCAAGGGCUACAGGAUGCCAUGUGUGAUUGAGAAGAUGUUUAUGAGGAAGGGAUGGAACUAUAAGUCUGUGAAGACUCCUAUACACCGAUUAAUGAAACUCCUCUCCAAACCCAAAGAGGAAGAUUCAGGGGACAAAGAGGAUUCGACAAUUUUCUAUUUACUGUUCACUUGGCUAGUGUGUCUCUCUCAUUUUAACAUAAGUCAGAAUUCACCAUGA